Molecule: messenger RNA, 1116 nt
Organism: Dermacentor silvarum
Lineage: Eukaryota; Metazoa; Arthropoda; Arachnida; Ixodida; Ixodidae
Exons: 2
Coding region: 1-387 (128 amino acids)
Source: RefSeq, a predicted model, not a curated record
AUGGUUCAUUCGUGGAGCCUGGCUACCCUGCUCGUGGUGCUGUUGGUCGUGUGCGCGGUCGUGAGGGCGCCGCCACCGCCCAAGGGGGGCUCGUCCAGGUCUUCGGGAGGCUCGUCCAAGUCAUCGGGCGGCACGCCCAAGCCUACUCCGUCGCAGCAGGACACACCCGGCCUCUUCGACGCCCUCAAGAGUGCGAGCGGACAAGUUCAGCACGCGUCGGACAAGUUUCCCGUGAGCUACAAUAUGGCUGCCACGCGGUUCCAGAGCUGGGCCCAGGAAAACAAGGACAGCAUCUCCAAGUCGGCCGUCGACGCCUUCAACUUCGCGCGCACCAUAUUCAAGCCCCUCGAGGCCGAGAUAGCAAAGAAGCCUGGCCCCAAGGCUUAAUUGAAGGUCGGCCGAUGACGCCUCCCCAGUAGCCAUCGCUCACAUUUCAGACGCGAAUAUUCAGGAGGCAGGGUAACGGAUGUGGGCCUUGCAGCCCGCAGGAAAAUGUCAUUCAAGAGCGCGGGACUUGAGUCGGACUUGUAUGAUGUGUCAUGCGCGCUACAAUAAAAUGACCACUAUAGUGUAUGCGCUUAAUGGUACGAGUAACGUGUCUGUGUGCAUCAACUUGCCGCGUUCUUCUUUUGCUUGAGUGAGACCACAGAGACGCGAAACGCCCGCGCUGAUUGAUGGGCGAUGAUUGAACACUUAUUGUUAUAGCAUUGCUAUCGGUACUAUUACCCAUAAGUUCCAAGCGAAGUUACCAAGUAAAGCUUGGCUCACAUGAAGGUAGAUACAGUCCCCGUGGCACGGAACCACUCGUUCACACUUUACCGGCUAGAAUUCGGCUUUGGCUUCAGAAGAAAUUUCUACAAGUUCAGAGGAUUAUUUGUGUACGUGGGAAAAAUCAUCCUUUUGCUGAUUAUAUAACGACACUGUUUCCAUUCAGAUACAACCAAGACACCACACGUCUUUGUCAGGGCAUUUUGUGCGAUGUACGAUUUACAGAACGUCCGUCAUUCCGCUGCACGACCAGAUGUUUAAUUUAAAACUUGUGUGGUCAGAUACACCGGUCCUUUUGUGUUUGUACUAUGCACGUUGGAAAAUAAUAAAACAAUGUUUUCGAGCUGA